Messenger RNA from Paramecium tetraurelia, 724 nucleotides. RefSeq lists its product as uncharacterized. The transcript has 5 exons. NCBI's taxonomy places the organism in Eukaryota, Ciliophora, Oligohymenophorea, Peniculida, Parameciidae. The record is from RefSeq and is a predicted model, not a curated record.
AUUUAAUAAACUUUAUUUCUUAUUGAAAUGCCAUCAGCCUAAACCAUGAAAUUGAGAAAUAAAAUUAAUAGAAACAAUGUCCACAAAUAAGGCAAGGUACCAAAGUCUCUGAUGAAAACUGAGGAAGCUGCAGCCAUGGGUCCUAUUCUCCUAGGAGUGUUUCUUUUUGUGGUUGUUGGAUCAGCGAUCUUCUAAAUUUUGAAUGUCUUAUCUAAUGGUAAUGAGGUGUGAUUUCGCGAGUGAUAAUAUAAAUUGUUUAUUUAUAAAUUAACAAACAAACAAUAGAACCCAUAGAAAUGUAUAUAUGAUCCCCAUCCAAGUAUACAUGAAGACACAGUAACACCAUUAGAUCAAUUGUCUACAUUUCAUAAUGGAAUCUUCUAGUAGAAUUGAAAAGAGAUUAACAAGUAGAACAAGUGUAAAUCACAAUUAAUUCUCGUUUGAAAUUGAUAGAUAUAGAAAUGAUAUGUUAAGAAAUAUUAGCGUGAAUAAUAGUUCACUCUAAAUAUAAUAAUUAGAAAAAGUAUUUAGAAGAACACUAUAAAAUCAAAAUUCUGUUUAUAUCAAAGGAUAAUAUAGACAUCUGAAACAAUUCACUCAAAUAAUAUUUAUUAAACCUUUAGUCUUUAUUACUAUAAAGCUUAAGAUCAAAUAUAUACCUAUGUAGGAUCAAUUAACUAAGAUAGUAACAUAAGUCCAGUCAGUUGAGGAAGCAGAAGGAUGA